GGGAAAAUGAAGAAGAGUGUCAAUACAGGGACUUUUUUUAGCACAUCAAAUUUUUAUCAUCAAAUAGGAUAAGGUUUCAUUUACUUUCAUGAGAUUUCUGAUGAGGAGACCUAACGCAAUAUCAUAUAAAGGACAGUUAAAGGCUGUUUACCUUGAGGGAAUAGCUUUCUGCUACAAGUGUUUGAUGAGCUGUCAUGUGGAACAGGAAUGUGACAUGUUUUGGCACAGCAAAGGUAUCUCUGGGGUUGACAGACUGAAAUCCCAAGGAAAUGGGUUUCAACCCCGCAGAAGUCAGAGCUGCCCAAUGGGUCAUUUUCAGGAGGUAGUGACAGCGAUAUUAAAGGUCUAUUCCAGGUGAUCAGAGUCAUGCAGUUCUACAGCUCAGCCAGGGCAGCAGAUGAGAACUUUGACUAUUUGUUCAAGGUUAUCCUCAUUGGGGAUUCUAAUGUGGGGAAGACAUGUGUGGUUCAGCAUUUCAAAUCUGGGGUCUACACUGAGACACAGCAGAACACCAUCGGGGUGGACUUCACUGUGCGCUCCCUGGAGAUCGACGGCAAGAAAGUAAAGAUGCAGGUGUGGGACACGGCGGGCCAGGAGCGCUUCCGCACCAUCACCCAGAGCUACUACCGCAGCGCCCACGCGGCCAUCAUCGCCUACGACCUCACGCGGCCGUCCACGUUCGAGUCGGUCCCUCACUGGAUUCACGAGAUAGAGAAGUACGGAGCGGCUAACUUGGUCAUCAUGCUGAUCGGAAACAAAUGUGACUUGUGGGAAAAGCGGCACGUCCUGUUCGAGGACGCCUGCACACUGGCUGAGAAGUAUGGCCUCUUGGCAGUUUUGGAAACAUCCGCCAAGGAGUCCAAGAACAUAGAUGAAGUCUUCGUGCUGAUGGCCAAGGAGCUGAUUGCCCGCAACAGCCUGCACCUGUAUGGGGAGGGCAGCCUGCACAGUCUGCUCACAGACUCCAGUCCAGUUCUUAUAGCCCAGGGUCCGAGUGAGAAGAGCCACUGCACCUGCUGAAUACGUGGGUGAGGCCAAUUUGGAAAGCAGAGGCAGUCAGAUACCCAGUGUCCCCUGUGUAGCACUGCAGGACAAAUGUAGCCUUGCCACUGACCCCUGAUCCCUCCAGCCUGAAGGAACAGCACUUCUGCCUUGACUCACACCACAGACUCCAAGGGAACACCAUCAUCUUUCUUAACUCCUAGUAAAAUUUGAACUUAUACAGGGGAAGGUCAAGGUUUGCAUUUCCCUUCUUUUCUGCCUCACCCCCAUCCCACCAGGUCAACUGCUUUCCCCUGAAUUUCGCUUCUCAACUUGAAGAUAGUGAAGGAAAAACAGGAGAGGAUGUUUGGAACAUUCUACAGCUCGGGCAGGGAAAUGGGAGAAAGCCUGCCAUGAAAAAACCAAAAUGCUGUUGUCAUGUUUCCCCCAACAUUCACCCCUCAGUCUGCCCUGGGGAGCAAGUCCUGUUACCUAAAUACAAGCAACAGUGUCUUGCAGAACUGCCAGGAACCACCCACCUGAGGGAGAUGGAAUCGAGUCCCACUUGGUCUGGGUUGGGCUGAUGGGGCACCUUUGCGACCAUAAGGAUAUGAGGGAUGCCUAGAAUUUCUAAAACAUCUACUGGAUCAGAAAUCAAUUCUGGGGCUGGGCUGUGGCUCAGUGGCAGAGCGCUUGCCCUAGCAUGUGUGAGGCACUAGGUUCGAUUCUCAGCACCGCAUAUCAAUAAAGAAAAUAAAGAUUCAUUGACAACUAAAAAUAUAUAUAUUUAAAAAAAACAAUUCUGAAUUGAAAUUAAAUUGGCUCAUAGAGGAUUAUAAAACUA
Marmota monax (woodchuck) is the source of this 1825-nucleotide messenger RNA. RefSeq names its product RAB19, member RAS oncogene family (gene Rab19). Bases 367 to 1020 code for a protein of 217 amino acids. NCBI's taxonomy places the organism in Eukaryota, Metazoa, Chordata, Mammalia, Rodentia, Sciuridae. Gene Ontology annotation, cellular component: trans-Golgi network. Gene Ontology annotation, molecular function: GTP binding; GTPase activity. The record is from RefSeq and is a predicted model, not a curated record. The transcript has 4 exons.